Molecule: messenger RNA, 3950 nt
Organism: Metschnikowia bicuspidata var. bicuspidata NRRL YB-4993
Lineage: Eukaryota; Fungi; Ascomycota; Pichiomycetes; Serinales; Metschnikowiaceae
Product: phosphatidylinositol-3-/phosphoinositide 5-phosphatase
Exons: 1
Coding region: 91-3513 (1140 amino acids)
Biological process (GO): phosphatidylinositol dephosphorylation
Cellular component (GO): membrane; cytoplasm
Molecular function (GO): phosphatidylinositol-3,5-bisphosphate 5-phosphatase activity; phosphatidylinositol-4,5-bisphosphate 5-phosphatase activity
Source: RefSeq, a predicted model, not a curated record
GGAGAUACGGUUUUUAAGAGUAAUCCCUAACGUCCGGUGCUGCGUUUCUUCGGGAUUUUUUUAUAAGGUAAUUUAAAACUUCUCGGGCUGAUGAAACUCCUUUGCAAAGAAAAUCCGAGGACUAUAGCUUUGCAGUCCUCGUCGCAUAGCCUCACGUUCCGCCAAAUCAGCGGCUCGUCCAAAUCCAAGUCUGAACAGCCAAAAGUAGAAGUACACUUACAAGCCAAUCAGGAAAUAAGCCGAGAAAACGGCUAUAAGUCUUUACUCAACAGGGAGGUGUUUGGGUGUUUGGGCCUUAUAAAUGUACAUGGCCAGAUCUACGUGGCUCUUAUAACCGGUGCUUCCAUAAAUGUGGCUCGCCCCCUUCCUUACGAAUCGGUGGAUAAAAUUCACAGUGUGGACUUCUUCUCGCUCUCGUCUAAUGAGUGGGACUUUGUAAAUUUGGAUGCCAAUGGCAUGCUGGUGCCCCUCUCGUCAGAUUCAGAUGAUUACGAGACUUCCGCUGCUCGUGUUGCACACCCAUGCUUUGAUUUCAAGAAGUUGCUUUCGAACGGGUCGUUUUACUAUUCCAAUGACUUCGACUUGACUUCCUUAUUGCAGGCAAGGGGAGUGAAUCAAGAAAAGCUCGAGAAAGACACCCAUCCUGCAGCAGACUCGACGGAGCGCUCGACAAUUAAUGUCCAGCAUUAUCAAGAGCAGUAUAUGUGGAAUAGCUUUUUGAUGGAAGACUUACUCCGCUUUAGAGCAAACCUCGAUGACCUUGCCGCUGAUAUUUUAAAUGAGAACAGAUUCCUCACCACUGUUAUCCGUGGCUUCGCCAAAACGGUACGCCUUGGAGGUUCUCGCUCAGAUACAAUAUCCAUCAUUUCCAAACAAUCUUGGAAGAGAGCAGGCACAAGAUUUAAUGCUAGAGGUAUUGACGACGAUGGAAAUGUGGCUAACUUUGUUGAAACGGAAUUCAUAUACAAUCAUGUUUCCGCAAAUCAAGUAUUUUCAUUCACUCAAAUACGUGGCUCUGUUCCCGCGUUCUGGGAGCAGGACUCAACACUUAUAAACCCAAAGAUCACUGUCACUAGAUCUAGAGAAGCAACUCAACCUAGCUUUGACAAGCACUUCACUGAAGUGUGCGAUAAGUAUGGUGAUUGCCAUAUCAUCAAUUUACUUUCGAAAAGCAAAUCCCUGGAGGUUGAGAUUUCUCGGCGUUACACGGAGCUACUCCGCCAUUCUGACCAUAGGGAAGCUCUUCUUUAUAGCCCAUUUGAUUUUCACGCCGAAACAAAGCCCCUGAAUGGUGGCUUUGCGGGUGCUACAAAGAUUUUGUCAUUGCUUCGAGACUCUCUCGAGAGUUUUGGAUGGUACGACUACAACACUCGAGAUGGAGAGGUUAUGAUGAGACAGAGUGGUGUGUUCAGAGUAAACUGUCUUGAUUGCUUAGAUCGUACAAAUCUCAUUGAACAAGUCAUUUGUCAGACAGUGGUGGAGCAUAUCGUGCAUGAUCAAGACCUGCUACAAUCUACUCGUGAUAGAAUGAGAUCCGAAGAGUUUGUGUCGAAGCACAAUGAAUUAUGGGCAGAUAAUGGCGACGCUAUCUCGCAAAUUUACACCGGUACAAAUGCUUUGAAAUCUUCCUUCACGCGUUCGGGAAAAAUGAAUUUAGCAGGUGCUCUAUCGGACGUCACAAAAUCUGUAUCCAGAAUGUAUCAGAACACAUUUGUGGACUCAAAAAAGCAAAAUACCAUGGAUAGAAUGCUUGGAAAAGACGGUCGCUUGUCAAUACCUGUACAAAUUUUUGAUCCCAUCAGCGAGUUUGUGGCAGAAAAACUUUCUGGAAGCCAAAAUGAAUUCACGACUUAUGACCGUAUCGCGAUGUUUACCGGCACGUAUAAUGUGAACGCUGCUGCACCUAGAACAUGCGAAGAGCUUUUAAACUGGUUAUUCCCACCUGAGAAUGCCUCUUCGGGGUGUCCUGAUAUUUAUGCAAUUGGAUUACAAGAAAUCAUCGAGCUAAAUGCUGGCUCGAUUCUUGCAGCAGACAAUACUAGGCCAACCCAAUGGGCCAAAAUUUUGCAGCAAAUGCUCAAUUCUCAGUGUGAAGAAUUUUUGUUGUUGAGAACAGAGAGCAUCGCCUCAAUGUGUCUCUUUUUCUUCGUGAAGAAAUCAAAAAUUUCUCAGGUAACUGAAGUUUCGGGUUCUUCCAAAAAAACCGGAAUGGGAGGCAUUGCCGCAAAUAAGGGAGCAUGUGCCGUUCGUUUCGAAUAUGGAGCCACUUCAUUUGCUCUUGUAACUUCUCACUUCGCUGCUGGGGUAAAUGCUACAAUUGAAAGACACAAUGAUUACGCUGCCAUCAUGCUGGGGCUUUCUUUUACUCGGAACUACAGAAUAGAUGAUCACGACAACGUGAUUUGGUUUGGAGAUUUGAAUUAUCGUCUUAAUCUUUCAAACGAUAGAUGCCGCCAGUUAUUAAAUAAUGGAGCUUUUGAUGAAAUGCAACAAGUUGAUCAGCUUCUUCUCGAGAAAGGAGAAACUGGAGGGCCUUUUCAUCAAUUUAAGGAGAGUCGCAUUUUGUUUUACCCCACGUACAAAUUUGACAAAGGUACUUCAAAUUACGAUACCUCUGAGAAACAGCGAGUGCCUUCUUGGACAGACCGAAUUUUGUUCAGGAGCAAAAAAGGGAGUGAGUUGAAAUCAAUCAACUACAAUGCUGUUAUGGACAUAUUUCUCAGUGAUCAUAAACCUGUUUACUCGACGUUCACGUGCAAGGUUAAAUUUGUUGAUGAGAAAAAGAAAAAAAGCUUGGCUUUAGGGUACUACAAUGCUUACAAAUCUGAAAACAAAAAUCCCCCAGGGGGGCUCUUCGAGAAUAGCUCUCCCUCCAGCUCUUCUACCAGCUCAACUUUCAAAUCCGAAACAAUGUCAGAGUUGAAUUUGUUAGACUUCGAUGAUGCGCCCCCAAGCCUUCCAAUGAGAUCACACUCUUUGAUCAGUUCGAUUCCAAGAAGAGUGCCCCCUCCACCUCCAGCUAGUCGCCGAGUUAUCACAUCGGAAACAUCAACAGAGCCCAGACCACUGGACAAUGGUACCAUGCUGAGAAGGUCUGUUAAUGAGUCUAAAAACCAAAUUCCCGGGCGAACGCAAACUCCAACUGAUCGUAGCCGUUCAGUAAAUGUUCCCGCUCUACCAUCAAGAGAUACACCAACACGUUUUGGGAGUCUAGCGUUUGACAGUGCCCCUCUCUCUCCGAGCAACUCGAUGACUUCCCAAAGCCCAUCGCCCUCAAGAGGUGCAGGUGGUGCACAAACUCCAAGUUCGGCUGUUUUGAAGCCACUCAAGCCCAGUAAACCUCAAUCUUUAUCAUCAACCAAAUUGGAUCUAGAUGAGGCCGCAUUAACUGGUGAGAAAAAGGUUCCAGUGUCUUUUAGCAGUGAAAAAAAAGUGGUUCCCCCACCACCUCCGCCUGCAAGAACGACCCCGAAGGUAGCAAUGUCCGAUUGGAAGCCAUUGAUUCCACAGUAGGACAAGUGCACUGUUUGUCUGUAUAAAAGCUUCACUCUUAUCUUGAAAUAUGAUUAGUUCAGCCGACCAACGAAUAUCACAGAACAAAACAAACUACAUAAGCAUCAAGCAUCAAACAUUUACUUAGAGUUCUUCCUUAAAUUUCCAGAGUUGUCAGCAUUUAAGGGUUCUUGUGCUUCCUCUAAUUUGGCAGAUCUUCUCUUGGUCAUUGCUGAGUGGCUCUUCUCUGUUGUGCCCUUUGUGUUUCCUAUUAGCUUGUUGGUGUUUUCACCUUAGACCCUCGUUAGGAAAUUUCGAUUAUGAGCUGAUUUUAGCUCCAGUCUUUUGUAGUCGUCGCUGAUCCCAUCUAGCACCUCUAAAGUUGUCUAUAGAAUGAUUAUUUCUUCUAUAGCUAGAUAUACUUGAGAGUCUGUUAUCCUUUUCUUAUAAAUUCAGCA